This is a messenger RNA of Fusarium redolens, 1350 nucleotides long. RefSeq names its product WD40-repeat-containing domain protein. The annotation marks the transcript as partial. Gene Ontology annotation, molecular function: protein binding. The record is from RefSeq and is a predicted model, not a curated record. The transcript has a single exon. Lineage: Eukaryota; Fungi; Ascomycota; Sordariomycetes; Hypocreales; Nectriaceae.
CUUCUUGCGUCUGGAUCGGGCGGCGGCACGGUCAUCAUCUGGGAUACGAUGACCGGGAUGCUACAGUGUACCCUUGACAAACAUUGGAGUGCGACCGUCGCACUGGCAUUCUCACCAACUAGCCAGGUCCUCGCCACUGCAGCAGGUCUCGACAGAGUCGCUAGACUCUGGAACCCCUCAACAGGAAAAGUUUUCAGCUUCCUUGAGGGUCACUCCGCGGGAGUUAACGCCUUGGCAUUCUCACCUAACGGCCACAUUCUCGCUUCUGCAUCGUCAGAUGGUACUGUGAAGCUGUGGGAUACAUCGCUGAAAUCGUCUUCCCACGCCUUUGAAGGACACUCAGAUGCGAUCAUGACAGCAACAUUUUCCCCGGACUGCCGAACGCUUGUCUCUGCAUCCUGGGAUGGCACUACCAUGCUUUGGGACACGGCAACUGGGGACCUCGUGGAAGUCCUCGAAGGUCAUUCAGAUGAGGUGACGGCGGCAGUUUUCUCGCCAGAUGGCCAGCUGAUUGCUACCGCAUCUUCCUACCGAACAAUCAAGCUCUGGAAUGCGUCGCAAGGAGCAUUAAGAUGCACUCUUGAAGGUCAUACUAAAGGAGUGUACGCCAUCACAUUUUCACCCGACUGCAGAUUUCUUGCUUCUGCAUCAGAUGAAGAGCUUAUCUAUAUCUGGGAUGUAAGAGCGGGAGAAUUGUGCGGCACACUGGAGGGCCAUUCAAGUUGGAUUGACGCAGUAACGUUUUCGCAAGAGGGUUGUUUCCUCGCCUCUGCAUCAAAUGACAAGACGUCCAAAGUCUGGAACGUAACGAAAGGCACUUUGCACUGCACUCUUGAGGGGUUGCCUGAUCACGUCAGGGCGCUAGCACUCUCAUCCGACAAUCGCACCCUAGCUUUCGCGUCAGAAGAUAGCUUAAUCCAGCUCUGGGACCUCGCAGGAAGGUAUCAAGUACACGUCAUCCAUUGUGGAGACGUACACUACCGCCUCAGUUUCUCCCCAGACGAUUCACAUCUCAUAACAGACCGAGGCUUGUUACACCGGGAUACAACUUCUUCGAGUGCGGACCUUCGUUCAGCGGAUAUAGCCUGUCAGUUAUUUGUUAGGAAGAAUUGGGUCUCCUGGAAGGGUAUCGACGUCCUUUGGAUUCCACCCGCCUAUCGCGGGGAAAUGGUGGCUCUCGAACACAACAUCGUUGCACUUGGACACUCUUCUGGACGGUUUAGUUUCCUGGAACUCCAACCACUCGAAAUUGUUGGAGAUCACAAGUGUGAGGCGACCAAGUCGGUGGUAAGAUGUGGAAGAAGGUGGAACAUUUCACAGAGAUCCUGCCUAUCAACAAUUCAGAAGUGA